AUGCAGUCGAUUCGCUCCAGAGCCUUGCCCUUGGGCCAUGGCCUAUGCAGUGCAGGACUGCAUCUCACUCAACCUUCUCGUUCCCAGUUCCUUCGUGGAACAUCUCUUCGACUAACCUCACAGCCUAUCCGAAAUGGUAGCUCCACAGCUUCGCCCGAGAAAGCCUUUCAAGAGCGGGUGCAGGAGAUCAAGAAUGCCUGCGCAGACCCCUACCCGCGUCUGGCGGUGGACCCGCGCACCCUGAGCACUGCCGAGUUUCGCACUCGAUACAGCCAGCUGGCCGACAAUGAAUCAGUAGAAAAUGACACAGUUGUUGUUUCUGGUAGACUCGCCGGGAGCAAAUUGAUCUUCUUCGAUCUCGUGCAAGAUGGCCAUAAGCUGCAGGUGAUGUGCAACAAACGCCGGCUGGACGCUAUUUCACCGGAGCAGUUUAAAAAGCUCUAUCGUCUUCUGCGCCGUGGCGACGCUUUCUGUAUGUUUUGCUCGCGUCUCUCCCUCCCUUCCCUUGCUAAAUCAAUCUGUAUAGCCGUAACCGGUACACCGCACCGCACCGGUCGAGGCGAGCUCACCAUCGAUGCUACCGAGUUGCCUCAGCUGCUGUCGCCCUGUUUGCACGAUGUCCCUGUUCACGAUGCCUCGCACGAUACCUCCUCCCCCUUCCCCCGCCAUGUUCGGUUUCUCGCCGAUCCCGCCGCCGCGGAUAUCAUCCGGGCUCGCUCUGCUCUUACACAGUAUCUCCGUCAGUUCUUUCUUGAUCGGUCCUUUAUGGAGGUUAAUACCCCGAUCAUUGGGUCUGUAGCCGGCGGCGCCAUUGCUCGCCCGUUCUACACGUCUGCUACUGAGUUUCCCGAGCGCCAGCUGUCGCUGAGAAUUGCGCCGGAGCUGUGGCUGAAACGGCUGGUUGUGGGAGGGUUCGACAAGGUCUUUGAGAUUGGGCCGUCGUUCCGCAAUGAAGGGCUGGAUAAGACGCACAACCCCGAAUUCACCACCUGCGAAUUCUACCACGCGUACGCCAAUCUCGAGAACCUGAUGACCAUCACCGAAGACCUGCUCUCCGGCAUGGCAGCACACAUCCACGCCCACAACCAAGAGGGCACCCUCCAGCCAACAGCCGCCAAUUUCACCGCACCCUUCCGACGCAUCGACUUCAUCCCCGGCCUCGAAGAGCAACUAGGCCGCAAACUGCCAGACCUCGACGCACCCUCAGCCCUCGAAGAACUACACCAACUCUUCCACGACCAAUCCCUCCCCAUCCCCGAGAACGCCACCCUCCCCCGCUUCCUCGACGAGCUCUGCGGCACAUACCUAGAGCCGCAAUGCACCGACCCGACCUUCAUCACCCACCCGCCCGAAUGCCUCUCCCCGCUCUCCAAGUCCUUUGCCCACCCAACCACCAACCAGCGCGUCGCGGCGCGCGCCGAGCUCUUCGUCGAGGGUAAAGAGCUCAUCAAUACCUACGAGGAGGAGAACUCACCGUUCGAGCAGCGCCGCAAGUUCGAGGACCAGCUGCGUUUUGGCCACGAUGCGGGCGAGCCGGGUGAGAUCGAUGAAUCGUACCUUGAGGCGCUCCAGUGGGGUCUGCCUGCUACUGGGGGUUGGGGGUGCGGUAUUGACCGGCUUUGUAUGCUGUUUACGGGUGCGAAGCGUAUUGGGGAUGUGUUGCCGUUUGGGAAUUUGAGGGCUGUUACGAGGCGGCCUGGUGGUGGCCUGUCGAGUAGCGAGUGA
Messenger RNA from Penicillium alfredii, 1725 nucleotides. RefSeq lists its product as uncharacterized. The transcript has 4 exons. Gene Ontology annotation, cellular component: mitochondrion; cytoplasm. The coding region runs from base 1 to 1725 and encodes 574 amino acids. Gene Ontology annotation, biological process: mitochondrial lysyl-tRNA aminoacylation. Gene Ontology annotation, molecular function: lysine-tRNA ligase activity; ATP binding; tRNA binding. NCBI's taxonomy places the organism in Eukaryota, Fungi, Ascomycota, Eurotiomycetes, Eurotiales, Aspergillaceae. The record is from RefSeq and is a predicted model, not a curated record.